ACACAUACACCGACAUUUCAUUGUCUUCGUCCUUGUUCCGUUUCUCUCGCUUACUCUGUCUUCCACUUCUCUUCCCUCCCCACCCCCGCGCUACCUUCCACUCUUUACUCUUCUACCGCCGCUCUUCCUCCUGCUGGUCGUCGUAGUGGUCUUCCUAUAUUCGCCUCGUUGCCGCGCGACGUCAACAUCAUCGGGCUGGUGGUUACCCGGAGGAAGAAGAGGCGAGAAAAAAGGAAAGCGAGCACAGAAGCGGCCGCCACCGUCCGACGGCGCUUGUCCGCGCGACCGUGUUGCGGACGAUCUCUCGCCUCUUCCUCCUUUCACGGAUCUUCGCCGGCACGUCGGAGUCUCUCGGUGAGAGGGAGGUGACACUUUCGAGCAGACACGCGGCACGGAUCUCGCGCACUCGGUGGACGCACGCGAGGACACGGAAGAGCCGCGCUCCGUUGCAGAUCGGUGACGGUGCCAAGAUUUCGUUUUUUUUUUGUUUUUUUUUGUUUUUUUUCCGAACUUCGCUCGGACUCUUUGUUCCGAAAGCGUCUCGUGAGUCGAGUAAGCUCGAGUCUCACUAGUGCAUAAAACGAGCAAUGCGUAUUAUCCCAGUGUGACAGUGCUGAAGACGACGAUUUUCAAGCGCAGCAUUGCCGUCGUUGCUGUCAUUGUCAUCCCCGAAGAAAAACGUCGGGGCGUUUCUUGGACGAUACGGUGUUAACAUCGCCGCAAAGCAUUCGUCGAGUCUCGAACAAACUCGAGUGAUUGUGGAUAAAUCUAGUGUGACUUUGGUGCUUGUAGUGCUCAGUGUCGAUGCGCCGGAUAUUGCAAGAUAACGGCGAAGAAGAAAAGGCCGCUCGCGACACGUAAACGAUACGCGAACGAUCAACUCGUGAAUAUGGCCAGCACGACAAUGAUGGGUCUGCGUCGCAGAGCGCCGGUGAACAGCUCACCAACUCCCUCGAGUCAGUCACCAUCCACGACGAGUACGUCGUCAUCGAGCAAGCGCUUGAGGAAUGAGAACAACAACAGUCCGUCCCACGGCAAUCUGAACUCGAUGAACGGUGGCUCUCGGGACGAGCCGCCGACGAAGAAGUCUCGUGGGACUUCGACGAGCGGAGCAAAGGGUAAUAGUUCCUCUUGUUCCUCGUCCUCCUCGACAACCACGAGUACCUCGACCGACAGCCAGAACUCGAGGAGUCGCGGAACUUCCGUCUCGAGAUCGGUCACUCAGACCAAGUCAUCGUCCACUUCGACGGCUGCCACCUCGGCUGCCUCUUCCUCGACGAACGAUAUAUCGAACGGCACCGCGCUCUCCAACAGCUGGACGACUACGUCAAGCAUGUCGGACGUGCCGUCGUACGCUUCCGUGACCGGGCUCGGCUUGACGGGCGGACAAACGGCCGGCCUGUGCGCCGGAAGCCUCGGCAUGCCGCCUACACCGAUACCACCGUACAUGUCGACCUCCAUGGCGACCUUCGUUGGUAACGCCACGAAUCUCGGUAAGAGCUCGUCCGUUUCGUACCUCGACAUUUCCAACAUGACCGGCAGUUCCUUGGCUGCUUCCGGCGUCGCGAACUCGUUAAAUAACGGAUACGCGGCGAACGGUUCCGCUGCUGUAGACGCGAAGAGCGGAAUGGCGUUGUCGUACUCGCCAAACGUCAACGGCGGCUCAUUCGGCGCGCAAAAGAGUCCGAACGGAGCCGACGUGGCCACCGCUUCGCCGAGGAAAUUUCAAAACGAUACUAUGUUCAACGCUUAUCAACCAUGGGUGAUCAAAACGUACGGUGAUCUUGCCAAAACUAAGACUAUUACUAUCAAGAAAUACGCGCGAAUCCUGAGGACGUUGCGGGGCGAGGAAGUGAACAGCGCGGAGAACAGCAAGUUCCGCUUCUGGGUCAAGAGCAAGGGUUUCCAUAUCGGUCAACCGGAAGGCUACGACGCGAAACCGGCCGACAGGAUUAUUGGACGUCAUGCCGUCACAAGCCCGGGAUUGGAUCCGCCGCUUUACGUGCCCACGCAGCUGCCGCACAACAAGUCGUUAAAUGGUGCCGAAGGUACAGUCCCACCAGGAAGAGUGUAUAAGAAAGUCGCGAUUGUAGAGAACUUCUUCGACAUUAUCCACGCCGUUCACGUUGAUCUCGAAGGACGUCCUGGGAAGCAUGCCGGCCAGAAACGCACCUAUAGAACGAUUACAGAAACGUAUGCAUUCCUACCCCGAGAAGCGGUAACGCGAUUUCUGCUGGGCUGCACGGAAUGCCAACGUCGUCCGCGGACGCCGAGUCCAACAAACUUAUCCAAUCAGUCGCAAUCCACGACUACGACCACGACGUUGGCGUCAACACCAACCCCGCUCAGCCCGAAUCGCGGUAGCAACGCUGCUCUCGCGACCUCGUCUUUAUCGUCGUCCUCGUCGGUGCAGAAUAAUCCCAAGUCGCGCGAUGGCAGCCACCACACGCCGUCAGAGACGAAGAAUUUGCACAAUUAUAGGCAUCAGAAGCAGCACAAGAGCGGCGGCGUCGCUGCAACGGAUAAACUCGAAAAGGAUAAGGAUGAGAAGUACAAUCCGUUGAGCAUCACGAAUUUAUUGAAGAAAGAACCGGCAAACGGUAGUUUUCUCGCCAACUCGGACGCUGUGCCGGAAUCGAGAAGGACGCCGGAAUCGGACCGAGCGAGUUCGAGGAGCUCGGCAUCAUCGAAGAGGAAGCGGAUGCUGCCGGAGGGACGUACACCCUCGCCUCAACCCAGCCAGCCGUUGCCGAGGCCCUGGAGCCCCGGGCUGGAUCCCAAGAACACGCCCAUCGACUAUAGCCUCCCCAUCACAACCUCGUAUUUAAAGCAUCAGCAAAGGCUACUCCAGGCAGAGAAGAGUAAAGCCGCUGCUAAUGCGGGAAGGGAAACUCUUGAGAUAUCAGAGCCCAAGACCGUUGUGACGCCGCUUGUCGAGGAAACGGAGAACGCCGAGAAGGAGAGAUACUCGCCGGCGACUGGUUUGAUCGACACAAACCUCAAUCUACUGGCGACUAUUCAGCACCUCCAUUGCCAAGUGAUGUUGGCGCUCACCGAGCGACUGAGACCAUCGAUCGCGAGUCCUUUAGUUCUGCCAUCGACGCCGACAAAUGUUCUUGCGGGCUCGAUGAUGAUGGGCACGGAAGUGUCAGUCCAAACGGGAGAGAAUCAUUUGUAAACUGAUUGGCGCGAAGACAGAAUUGUUGAUAGUGGUGUGAGUUUAACCGCUUUUCUGAGAGAUGCGUGAAAGCUACUAAACUAUGAUCGAGAUAAAAAAUUGAUAUCUUUGCGACCAGAACUAUUUGCGUCGAUAAUAUCGAUUGGUCGGAUGCAUUCUCAUCGAUCAUUCAUUACAGAUGAGUGUUUGUCAAUAAAAAAAAUCAACUUGCUUAUUAAAGUCAGACAAUGGACAUCUGAAAUUCUCACAAAGGUAAUAAAAUUUCUUUUAUUUGCAUUUUUGAACACAAAUGAAACAAUCAUUAUAAAAUUUCUUAAAAAAUGUCGAUCACGGUGACUCCCUUUAUCUUGAAUUCAUUCUUGAUUAUGUGUCCGAUUGACGCGUGUUUGCGAACGCGAUUUGCCCUCGUCUUCCAUCAGCGAAACGAUAGAUGGACGCAAUUACAUAUUGAACCGGACGGGAUCGAUUAUUGUUGUCGCGCUCGUGUCACACAUUUCAUCCGAUCGAGCCGGUUGUGUCGUUGCUGCUUGCUUACGUCCGACGCUAGUCGAUGCCCGAUAUAGACGACGGGCCAAGCGAGCGGGAUAAUUCCCGAGUCUGUCGAAAUACGGGUCGAUGUGUCAGGGAUUCGCGCGCCGCCUCCUCUAUGUCCGAUAUUUAGGGAUCCGUUACGCGGAGAGCGGAUCUCGCGAUAUUUGCUCGCCGCCGGACUCGACUCCGAUCGAUCCAUCCAGGCGGGGCAAAAGCGGCACAGUCCGCUCGGCGACACCGCCAAGGUCCUGAAUAUUCAACGAACCAACGAGAUAGAGACGAGAGAGAGGGAGAAAGAGUGAGAAGGAGAUCCAAUUUCUCGUUUUCGGGUGUCAUCCGAUGAAUUCGACAUCCAGUGUCGACCUGACGAAUUGUCUUUCAUAUUUCGCGGAUUCGAUCGCGCGCGACGAUUCGCUCCGACUAAUUAUAACGUACCCCAGAAUGAGCGAAUAAUACUCUCCAACUGAAUAAUGAAUUCUUUUUGAAUUUAGCAUGUACUCUCUCUUUUCUCGACGCUAAUAAUUUUUGAUUUACAAAACAUAAAAAGUAAUUUGCACGAAUUAAGCUUUAAAGCGAUAAAUGAAUGACGAAAUCGUAUCAAUAUGUCAAAUGGACUUUACUUUAAAAGAUUUUAUUUAAAACUCGUUCAGAUAUAUAUAUAGGCGUCGAUAUUCGAGAGAUUAAUUUUUCGCAGGCAGCUUUUAUUCGUUGAAAAAGACAAGACAUGCGUCUCAUCUUUUUGUUCGAACGAGCUAUAUGUAAUAUGUUUUUGCAAACUUGAAUGUCUGGAUGAAUGUUCGUUAGUAUGCGAUCAGAUAACAUCUCAUUGACGCAAAAAAGCGCUGGCUGCAUCUAGUCGGUGUCUCGCGAUAUAUAUUGUAAUUGUAAUAAUGUUAUCGCAUAUAAUUACACACAACGGAAGUACGAUCAAGUCGAUCGGGGAUGACUCGUCUUUCGUUUUACAGAAUCAGUCGAUUCGGUAUUAUUUACGCGCCGCCAAUUUCUUUUACAUUAUAUUAAUUAUCGUAUUAUUAUCGACACAACUGGUUCGGCGAUAUUUAAUGACAUCGCGGCGCGACCGCGUAAUUGAACAUGUUAUUUCAGACGGAGAAGAACUAAGUUUAGAAUUAGGGACAAAUCAUGAGUAUAUAUUGUAUCAGUAUAUAUUUUGUAAUUUUCUUUACAAUUCUUUUGUAAACAAAAUUUUAUUUAAUUUUUCUUUGGAAUGGAUUUCAAUCCUCAAGUAUUUCAAAUUUAUUUUGUUCCUUUCAAACAUGCGCGAUAUUAGCUUUCUAAGGUAAUUAAGAUUUAUUCGGAUAAUAUAUAAGCGAAUACCAAGAUUCUUUCUUUCUUAUUUUACAAAAACCAUAAGUAAUUCAUUUAGGUGGUCUUUUGUAAAAUAAUUAGUCGACGGCAGCAAUCGCCGGACUCGAUAUCGACUGUAUACCAAAGGCAGUAUCACUUCGAGAGCGAUCUGCGUCUAAUAGAAUUAUUGAUAAGAAGAAGAAUCGAUUUCAGUUAUAAAUCGAUUGUUUGCCGCAUCGAGACGGUCCUCGGACGGCAAGAUCCAUUUCGUAUCUGACUGUGUACGUAGCCUAGCCUUGUGUACGAUAUUACUCGAAGUAGCUCGUCUUUCGUGUACGAUAUAGCGUGUCGUUAGCCGGUGGAAAAAAGAUACACCUCUAACACGAUAGGCCUUAAGGUGUGCUUGCACAAAAUAAAAUGUUUACUAGAAGUUCGAUAAUCGUCGUGAAAGUAGACGAGGAUUAAGAAUCCUCGAGAGUGUGUCGGAUAUACAUAUAUGCGUAUAUACAUAUGUAUAUAUAUAUGUAUAUAUAUAUAUAUAUAUAUAUAUAUACACAUAUAUAUAUAUACAUAUAUAUAUAUAUAUAUAUAUAUGUAUAUAUAUAUAUAUG
This is a messenger RNA of Cataglyphis hispanica, 5625 nucleotides long. RefSeq names its product phosphatidylinositol 3-kinase 2-like. The coding region runs from base 890 to 3178 and encodes 762 amino acids. The record is from RefSeq and is a predicted model, not a curated record. Lineage: Eukaryota; Metazoa; Arthropoda; Insecta; Hymenoptera; Formicidae. The transcript has 4 exons.